This is a messenger RNA of Lottia gigantea (owl limpet), 2403 nucleotides long. RefSeq lists its product as hypothetical. The record is from RefSeq and is a predicted model, not a curated record. NCBI's taxonomy places the organism in Eukaryota, Metazoa, Mollusca, Gastropoda, Lottiidae. The transcript has 18 exons. The annotation marks the transcript as partial. Gene Ontology annotation, molecular function: microtubule motor activity; ATP binding; microtubule binding. Gene Ontology annotation, biological process: microtubule-based movement.
AGCGAGGGAGAUUCAAUCAAAGUAUUUGUUAGAGUACGACCACCAGAUUCCAAAGAUAAUGAAGUGGGAUCUAAAAGAGUUGUGGAUGUUGAUGAAGGAAGGAAAGCUAUUAUUAUGCAGUCCAAACCUGAACCGAAAGUCUUUACUUUUGAUCAGGUUGCUGAUAUUUAUAUAGCCCAGGAAUCAGUAUUUACUGCAGUAGGUAAGAAGAUAAUAGAAGGUUGUGUAACAGGUUAUAAUGGAACUAUAUUUGCUUAUGGCCAGACUGGAUCUGGAAAGACUUUUACUAUGUUAGGACCGUCUGAAGAUGCUGAUAAUUUUCAACAUGAAAUGAGAGGAGUUAUACCUCGUAGUUUUGAAUAUUUAUUUUCUUUAAUCAAUAGAGAACAGGAAGUGCAUGGUGAUAGGAAACAGUUUUUAUGUCGUUGUUCUUUCAUUGAGAUAUAUCAAGAACAAGUAUUUGAUCUAUUAGAUGCUGCCUCUCCCGGAUUACAUUUACGUGAAAAUAUAAAAACUGGAGUAUAUGUGGAUGGUAUUAUUGAACAAACUGUAGCUAAUGCCAGUGAAGCUUAUCAGGUCCUGAAUGCUGGGUGGAUUAAUAGAAGGGUAGCUGCUACAUCUAUGAAUCGUGAAAGUUCUAGAAGUCAUGCUGUAUUUACUGUCUCUAUAGAAUCUAAGGAACAAAAAGGUGGUGUACAGAAUUUAAAAACAUCCCAGUUAAAUCUAGUAGAUUUAGCUGGUAGUGAAAGACAGAAGGAUACACAUGCUGUUGGAGCUAGGUUGAAGGAAGCUGGUAGUAUCAACAAAUCACUAUCUGUACUAGGUAAUGUUAUCAUGUCUUUAGGUGAUAUAGCUCAUGGUAAAAGUAGACAUGUUCCAUACCGUGAUUCUAAACUUACAUUUUUAUUGAGGGAUUCUUUAGGUGGUAAUGCAAAAACUCAUAUUGUAGCUUGUGUUCAUCCGGGAUCAAGAUGUUUUGGAGAAACUUUAUCAACGUUGAUGUUUGCCAGAAGAGCUAAAAUGAUUAAAAACAAGGCUGUAUUAAAUGAAGAUACACAAGGAAAUUUAAUGCAUUUACAAGCUGAAAUUCGUAGAUUAAAAGAAAUGUUAGCUCAGUAUAUGGAUGGUAAUAUUCCUAAAUCAAUAACACCAACAGAUUCAACUCAACCUGUGUCUUCAACAUCAGAUCAGUCAGAAUGGAAGAACUAUUUUCUAGAAGCAAUGUAUUUCAGAGAAAAAUCAGAACUGGAAAAGAAGAAUUUAUUACAAGAUUUAGGGAAACUGGAAGAAUUAUGUAUGAAGAAAGAGAAAUUUAUACAGUCAACUAAAAUGAUUAUCAAAUUUAGAGAGAAUCAUAUAGCUAGAUUAGAGAAAACUAUUAAAAGUAAAUCUAAUGUUGUAGAGGAUUCAGAAAAAGAUAUGGAAUUAAAGAAUGAAAUUGUAAAUAUCAGGAAUCAAUUAGAACAUCAUCCAGAAUUUGCUAAAUAUGCCAUGGAAGUACAACAUUUACAAUCAGAAUUAAAACAUGCUAAACAUCAGAGUGUACAAUCAACUUUAUCUGAUAAACAACAUUUAGACCAACUUGAAACAACAUUUAGAGAUUUAUAUGCAGUCAAACAACAAUCUUCAGAGAGAUCUAUAUUGAGUCCUACUACUACACCACAACAAACUGAUUCUGUUUCUACAGCUACUAUAGAGAGAUAUAAAUCACAGAUAAAACAACUACAAACUGAUUUAGAUCAGGUGAAGAAACAAGCUGCAGAAGAUAAGGAGUCCAUGGAGAAAAAAAGAGUUGAACUUGAGGCUGAACUAAAAUCAACAAAGAAAAUGAAUUCAGAGUUAGAACAAGUACUAGAGGCUCAUAAACUCAAAAGUAAAAUUGAAAGAGAAACACUGAGUGAUUUACAUGCUCAAACCAUCAAGGUGAUGACAACACCUACAAGAGCUAAAUAUCAUCUACGUAAUCGUACAAUUGUAAGUAAAUUUUCUGGUGAUAGACCAGCUGUCACCUCACCAUUAGAUGAUAGUAUAGAGGAAGAGGCAGGUUCUAUAUUGAAUGAAACACAACCAGCUUUAAUGAUGGAACUAGCUAAUGAAGCUUUAACAGAUGAAGUCAAACAGCUACAGACAACUAACAACAGACUAUCACAGAGAAUAGAAGAAUUUGAAGCUGAUCAGAUAAGAUUAAGACAACAGAUGACUAAGAUUGAGAGUCAGUCAGAACAGUUGAAUGAGGUAAUACCUUUGAAUUUUUCAACCAAGUUUCCCCUCUUCAGUGGAUGCAGGUCGGUGAAACUACAAGAAAUCGUUCUAGUAGUUCAAAUGGGACUAAAUAAGAGGUCCUUGUGCUACAGCCUGUACACAUUAAUGAUCUCUCAACAGAUGGAAAUCAUAAAAGGGUAG